AUGGCGUUUCUCAGGCCGCCAAUUCUGCGCCCUUGCCGCCUCACCACCAGCGCUUUCGCAUCCACAUCUCGCCUCACCCUCCACUCCCCCUCUCCCAACCCCUCUCCCAUCCCCUCUCCCAACCCCUCCACCACCUCCACCUCCGCAACCUUCAGCACCACACCCCUCGCCUCCGUCGGUCAACGACUCCCCGCCACCUUUGUCGAUUUAAAGAAAGCCGAAAAGUAUCGCAACUACGUUCGUCGCCUCAAAUGCGCCAAAUACGUCCUGGUCUCCAACCUUCCCACCACCGCCACCCCCACCGACCUCCGUUCCCUCGCCUUCGGUCAAAAAACAUUUAACGACGUCUCCCGUAUCGAAUACAUCUAUACCAGGUCCCUUAGUCCUUCCUCCAAAGCCAUUGUUUCCUUCUCUUCCCCCAUUCACUCUCAUGAUUACGAGUCUCAUGUACAUGGUCGUAUAUUGGGAGGCAAACAGCUAUCUGCUUCUCUAUACACACCUGAUGACCGCGUUAGACUCCUUCAAAGGACCUACGCCAGCUGGCCGCAAGAAUAUCAACUCCCACUGGACUUGAUAGAGUAUGAAGGUGGCAAGCUCGUCUUGUUGAACAAUAUCCCGCAAGAGACAACCGAAGCGAGACUAGAGGAGAGGUUAGCGGUCAGGUAUGAUUUAAAACCGCAAGAUCGAUGGAGAGGGAAGAGGGAAAGUUAUGCCGGCUGGGAAAUAGAUAAGAAGGGUUAUGGCGGAAGUCAUGAUGCAGUGUUGGGCGGCGUGUUCAAGUUGCCCAAAUGGCAUCCGGAUGCUACUACGACCGCGUUUUUGGUUAGGUGUCAAACAGCGGUUGAGGCGAUGAGGUUGGUUAGGAGAUGGCAUAAUACUUUCUUCGCUCCAGCGACGUUUGAUAUUCAGGUUACUGGCGGACGCUUUAAGCUUUCUGCUAGUGUCUUGUACUAG
Messenger RNA from Ustilago hordei, 954 nucleotides. RefSeq lists its product as uncharacterized. Gene Ontology annotation, molecular function: RNA binding. The transcript has a single exon. The record is from RefSeq and is a predicted model, not a curated record. Bases 1 to 954 code for a protein of 317 amino acids. Lineage: Eukaryota; Fungi; Basidiomycota; Ustilaginomycetes; Ustilaginales; Ustilaginaceae.